AAAUUUAUUGCAUUAUUGUGGGUAGUUUUGUCGAUCAAUCUCUAAAAUUAUUCUUAUCUUUAUAGUGGUAUCUAGAUUAUUGUUUACAAUCGGUCUAAUUAAAGGUGAAUCCAAAAUAGAAAUUUUAAGACGGCAGAAAUGGGGCUAAAAACGAAAAGAAUGCAAAAACUAUUUGAGCCCGUUAUGGAAAAGGUGAAAAAGUUAGGAGAAAUGUCAGAAAAUGAAAAUUCUCAUUCUGCUGAUGUUUCUGCUAUAAAAUUCAUAUUGCAUGAACAGCUUCAGGAUUUAACUGAAAAAUUUGUAUCUCUUUGUAGAGAAGAUGCAAAUGAUUAUAAAGAAAUGAAAGGACAAAUUGUUACAUUAAUUGAGGAAUUUUGUACUUCAGUUGACGUUAACAAGCUCAUUAUGAAAGUUGACAAUAAAAACAACAAAGAAGAAAUUGGAGAUCUAAUUCUAAAACAAUUUGUUUCUUCUCUCGAAAAUUUAGAAAGCUUGGAAUAUCUUCCUUUAAAACAGAAUCUUCAACAUUGUCACGAUUAUGUAAAAGUCAUGAGUACAAUUAAUGAGAUUGAGGACUUUCAAAAUAUAAAGGAACUCGGUACUUCUAUUAUUGAUUUUUUUCAAGUUUUACAGUUUUAUAAGAAAAAUUUAGUAUCACAAUUUUUAAAAGAAAAACUUUCGCUUUAUUUAUGUCAGCUUUGCGCCGCUUUUAAAAUUCUUGUUCAUUUAAUUCAACAACAACACAAGUUAAAGGCACCAAUAUUUAGUUGCAAGAAAUAUGUUUGUGAUCGUUUGUGCUAUUGUUUUAAAAUGAUAAUUGAGAUAUUGGAUUCCCCAAAUCCUUUACCUGAAGAUGAAGUUUCAGAAAAGGAAAAUCAUUUUGUUUAUAGAAUGGAUUUGGUAUUAGAUAUAGUCACUGAAAUGAUAGGAAAAUCAUUGAAGGAACAAGUGGAUGAUUUAAAAGAUUUGUUGUUAGGGAUAGAAGACGUAUUUUCACAUGCUAUGGCAAUCGCACAAGUUUGUCUGCCACAGGAUUUUAAAGCAAUAAGCGGAGUUUGCCAAUCAGUUAUGUCAGAAUAUGAAAACCUCAAAACUCAAAUGAACAAUGAAACGUCUGAACUAACUAUGAUAAAUUUAUUCUUAAAUUCUCUUAUCGACUCUUUAUAUCGUUUGGAACGAAAAGUAAACAUUUCUGUUCUUACUUUGAUUAUGGAAGUUUUCAGCGAUUCGUUAAGUCCUUUGCGAAAACUGAUAAACAUUUGUGGAACCGGCCUACUUGUUGAAAAAAAAUCAAAGAGUGAUUUAAAUGAGUCAAUUGAAGAUUUUGAUCAACUCUCAGAUAAAGCUUUACAAAUAGGAUCUUUUGCAAUUGCUUGUUGUCGAAAUGCGAACCGUGCUAAUAAUAUCAAGAAUUCCUUAGCGAGUUUAGAGUCGCUAGGAAUGGAAUUGAUUCCCGCAAUCACAGAUUUUUAUCUUCAUCUUGAUAAUAAAGAAAAACAAACGAGUGUUAAACUUUUAACUGAUGAAUGGCAGACAGAAAUUAGAAAAUUUCAUAAUACAGUUUUUCUAAUCAUCGACUCAUCUGCCUACUGUCAAGUAGUUUUAGAUGAUAUUCAGGAACGCGUGAAAAUAAUGUCGGAUUGCUUAGAUAAUAGAGAAGGAGUAACUCAGCAACAAGUUCAAGGAAUCGUUCAGAGAUCAUUGACUCUCGUGAAUCAAGUUACAAUCACUGUAGAUGAUCUUGGAAAUGAACAUUUUGACAGACAUACUAUAAUGAAGAUUCGAGAGCUGAAAGCUUCAAUUUAUGAAGCUGAUCAUGCAGCAAAAACUCUGCUUACUGAAAAUGUGACGGAACCUCAACAAUUACGUGUGAUAAAACGCUGCGAAAUGAUUUUGAAUGUUGUGAAAACUCUUCAGCCUAUUUUACAAACGAUAGUAAACAAUUCAAUAUUAAUGAAUACUACAUGUGAAAAUGCUCGUAUGGGACAAGGAGAUACUCUUCAUUCAAGUAGCACUCCUUUAUGUUUUCCUUCAAAUGUUCUAAGUUUACCUUUCGAUCAAAGGUCUCUGACCUAUAUUCGAACACCCUACACAGUUAGCAGUUUUAAGCAACCAUUAUCUGUUCCACCUGCAAAUAGUGUUUCAAAAAGUUCGCCGGAUUUGAAUUCCUUGAUUCCUUACAUAAAAAGGGGUCGAAAUAUGCGAUCGGAACAAUCAGUUAUGUAUAAAACUCCAAAAAGAAAUGAUCAUAAAGAUGAAUUGCAAAUAAGAAAUUUAUCUAGUGUCAGACAACAUUUAUUCAGCAGAGACAGUUUUAUACGCAGUGAUUCUAUUGAUUUAUCUGCUGAAAGUUUGGAUCUUACAGGAAUUCUAGAUAAAAUUUCUGGCCUUGCAGAUACAUUUGACAAUUCUCAAAAUUCUUCAUCCUUAAACAAUAAAAAUGUAUUACACGAAAAUGAAAAGGAAACAAUGGAUUUAAAUUGCCAGACAAAGAAUUUUCCAGAAAAUAUUGUUAUUGACGUUAACAAUCAAUUGGAUUCAUUAAAAGAUUCUCUUAUCAAUCAAAAAGUAUGUUCAAUAGUUGAUGGUGGAGGAGACGCCCCGUCAACAAUUGAAACACCAGUACGCCUUAAGGAUUUACAAAUAUUGGAUAAAAAAAUCGAAGCCCUUCAGAAACAUACGUUCUAAGUAAUAGCUUUAAAAUCAUCUAUUUCUUAUUUACAAUCAUGUUAAACAUUAAGUUUUAUGAGUAUUUUUAAUUCCUGUUAGAUAAGGAAUUCACUAAUUAAUUUAGUUGAUUCAACAUGAAGAGUAAACUAUAUUUUUUUAUUAUGAAAAAUAAAAAAGAAAACAAUUAA
Messenger RNA from Leptopilina boulardi, 2858 nucleotides. RefSeq lists its product as uncharacterized. Lineage: Eukaryota; Metazoa; Arthropoda; Insecta; Hymenoptera; Figitidae. Bases 139 to 2688 code for a protein of 849 amino acids. Gene Ontology annotation, cellular component: adherens junction; cytoplasm; membrane. Gene Ontology annotation, molecular function: beta-catenin binding; actin filament binding. The record is from RefSeq and is a predicted model, not a curated record. Gene Ontology annotation, biological process: cell migration; cellularization; cell-cell adhesion. The transcript is spliced from 12 exons.